AUUGUUAAAGUGAAAAUUAGUUGUGCCCCAUUUUAACACGCAAUAAGUUUGGAACACGGGGCAAUAGAUUUUAGAUCAGAAUGAUGAGACUUUUUGUAGCUUUGGCUCUCUCUCUCAUUGGGUCUAAUUUGGUUUCCGCUGCCACCAAAAAUAUAAUAUGCUAUCAUGGAACCUGGUCUCAUUAUCGAUGGGGAAAUGGACAGUUCAGCUCAAAAAACAUUGAUCCCACGCUAUGUACCCACGCAAUUUAUACGUUCGUAGGAAUUGAUGCCAAUGGCAAUGUAAUUUUGCUUGAUGAAUGGUUGGAUAUCGAUUUAGGUGGUUUUCAAAGUAUAAAUGCCCUCAAACAAGUUAACCCUAACUUCAAAACAUUACUGGCCGUCGGGGGAUGGAACGAAGGUUCCGCGAAAUAUUCCGCAAUGGCUGCCGACCCAAUUAAGAGGGCAAACUUUAUCAAUACCGCACUAAGUUGGGUUCUUAAAUACGGUUUCGAUGGAUUUGAUCUCGACUGGGAAUACCCCGCAAGAAGAGACAGUUCCAACGCAGCGGACAAGGAAAACUUCGUUACGCUCAUAAAAGAAUUGCGGACCGUUUUCGACAAAAAUGGACUUCUUCUCACUGCUGCUGUGUCGGCAACUCCGAGUUCGGUCGACAUAUCUUAUGACGUACCUUCUCUUUCAAAGAAUUUGGACUUCAUAAACGUCAUGUUGUACGAUUUCUUUGGUUCAUGGGACACCACCACCGGUCAUAAUGCACCUCUCAACGGUUCUACUAGAUACGUCGGUACAGAAUAUGCCGAAUACAGCGUGGUAACUGCUAUAGAAGGGUGGCUCAGUAGGGGUGCAGAUCCGCAAAAAAUCGCCCUUGGGGUGCCAUUUUAUGGUCGCACUUUUACCUUGUCCAACUCUAACAACAACGCUCCUGGUGCUAGCAUUUCGGGAGCUGGAAUGGCAGGACUUUAUACUGCCACCGCGGGCUUUUUAGGUUACAACGAGAUUAUCGAGAAAUUUAAUGCGGGUGGAUGGACACAAAAGUGGGACAACGAACAGAACGUCCCGUACGCGUACAGCGGCAACCAAUGGAUUUCAUACGAUAAUCCGAAGUCUCUUGCAAUCAAAGCCAGGUAUGCUCAGUCACUAAAUUUAGGGGCUGUGAUGUUAUGGUCAAUUGAAACUGACGAUUUCUUGGGACUAUCCGGUACCAAAUUUCCUUUGCUUAAGGCUAUCAACGAAGUACUAUUCGAUGAGUCAUCAUCAUCAAGCUCUUCGGACGAUUUGUCUAAUUCCAACUCAGAUUCCGAGUCUUCGUCUGGUACGAACUCUGACGACUCCAGUUCUUCAAGCGUAGGAGCAUCAAACAACAACACUGAUGAUUCCAACUCUUCAAACACGGACAACACAAAAGACGAAACGCAAAGCUCUGAUGCAUCAGAUUCCGAGGCUUCCGAUUCUAGCUCGGCUAAUUCUGGAUCAUCUUCAAGUUCAACCAACACUAAAAACGUCAUAUGCUAUCAUGGAACCUGGUCUCAUUAUCGUCGAGGAAACGGACAGUUCAGUUCUAAAAACAUUGAUCCCACGCUCUGCACCCACGCAAUUUAUACGUUCGUAGGAAUAGAUGCUAAUGGUAACGUCAUUUUGCUUGAUGAAUGGUUGGACAUCGGUUUAGGCGGUUUUCAAAGUAUAAAUGCCCUCAAACAAGUCAAUCCUAACUUCAAGACAUUAUUGGCCGUCGGGGGAUGGAACGAAGGUUCUACAAAAUAUUCCGCAAUGGCUGCCGACCCAACUAAGAGGGCAAACUUUAUCAAUACCGCACUAAGUUGGGUUCUUAAAUACGGUUUUGAUGGAUUUGAUCUCGACUGGGAAUACCCGGCAAGACGAGACAGUUCCAACGCAGCGGACAAGGAAAACUUCGUUACGCUGAUAAAAGAAUUGCGAGCCGUUUUCGACAAAAAUGGACUUCUUCUCACUGCUGCUGUGUCGGCAACUCCGAGUUCGGUAGACAUAUCUUACGACGUACCUUCCCUUUCAAAGAAUUUGGACUUCAUAAACGUCAUGUUGUACGAUUUCUUUGGUUCAUGGGACACCACCACCGGUCAUAAUGCACCUCUCAACGGUUCUACUAGAUACGUCGGUACAGAAUAUGCCGAAUACAGCGUGGUAACUGCUAUAGAAGGGUGGCUCAGUAGGGGUGCAGAUCCGCAAAAAAUCGCCCUUGGGGUGCCAUUUUAUGGUCGCACUUUUACCUUGUCCAACUCUAACAACAACGCUCCUGGUGCUAGUAUUUCGGGGGCUGGAACGGCAGGGCCUUACACCGCUACCGCGGGCUUUUUAGGUUACAACGAGAUUAUCGAAAAAUUUAAUGCGGGUGGAUGGACACAAAAGUGGGACAACGAACAGAACGUCCCGUACGCGUACAGCGGCAACCAAUGGAUUUCAUAUGAUAAUCCGAAGUCUCUUGCAAUCAAAGCCAAAUACGCUCAAUCCUUGAAUUUAGGAGCUGUAAUGUUAUGGUCCAUUGAAACUGACGAUUUUCUGGGACUCUCUGGUACUAAGUUUCCUCUCCUACGAGCUAUAAAUGACGCACUGGGGUUGACUGCAUCGGGCUCAUCAGACGACCCAUCUAACUCAAACUUGGGUGGUGAUUCUUCGAAUUCCGAGUCUUCUAAUUCAGACAGUUCAAACUCAAAACCAUCUAACUCGGAAAAUUCGGGUUCAUCUAAUUCAGAUAACGCAAUCGGCUCCGGCUCAUCCUCUUCAAGUUCCAACGAGUGUACCUCUGCAGGUGCAAUCAGGGACUCGAACGAUUGCGGGGUAUAUUACAUAUGCGUUCCAAGCGGUAAUACUUUCGUGAAGGCCAGAUUCACUUGCCCUGGCGAGUUGUACUACGACAUUUCGAUUUCCAAUUGCAACUAUCCCAGUCUGGUAUCUGGUUGUUAACGAUAUUUUAGUUUUCCUAUGAUUCUUAAUACAGUACGUGUAAUUAUAUUGAAGCAACA
This is a messenger RNA of Cylas formicarius (sweet potato weevil), 2995 nucleotides long. RefSeq names its product probable chitinase 10. Gene Ontology annotation, molecular function: chitinase activity; chitin binding. Lineage: Eukaryota; Metazoa; Arthropoda; Insecta; Coleoptera; Brentidae. Gene Ontology annotation, biological process: chitin catabolic process; carbohydrate metabolic process. The transcript is spliced from 18 exons. The record is from RefSeq and is a predicted model, not a curated record. Bases 81 to 2936 code for a protein of 951 amino acids. Gene Ontology annotation, cellular component: extracellular region.